This is a messenger RNA of Chaetomium fimeti, 1746 nucleotides long. RefSeq names its product ubiquinol-cytochrome C reductase complex CORE protein 2 precursor. The transcript is spliced from 4 exons. Gene Ontology annotation, cellular component: mitochondrion. NCBI's taxonomy places the organism in Eukaryota, Fungi, Ascomycota, Sordariomycetes, Sordariales, Chaetomiaceae. The record is from RefSeq and is a predicted model, not a curated record. The coding region runs from base 137 to 1498 and encodes 453 amino acids. Gene Ontology annotation, molecular function: metal ion binding.
AAUUUUUCCGCCAUACCGGGAACCCCCCAGGGAAUUUUCGGAACCAGUGCUAAGGUCGAAGCGAGGAAGAGCUCCCUCACGCAGUGUGCUGCCACCUACAGAAGUGUCAAUUGACGACAAACGGCCCCUCCCAACCAUGAUCUGCAGACCGGCUCUGUCGAGGGGCAGCCAGCUGGCUCUCCGUCGCCAGGGAGCUGCGAAGCUUGCGCAGCGCGGAUAUGCGGCUGUUGCAUCGCCUAAGGCAUCAUACGAACCGACGACCAUCGCCGGCGUCAAGGUCGCCUCCCGAGACGAUAAUGGCCCGACCACCCGCCUCGCCAUCGUCGCCAAAGCCGGCACCCGCUACGAGCCCCUCCCAGGCCUGACGGUCGGUUUGGAGGCGUUCGCCUUCAAGAACACCCAAAAACGCUCCGCUCUCCGCAUCAACCGUGAGACCGAGCUCCUCGGCGGUCAAUUGAACGCGUACCACACCCGGGAAGCCCUCGUCCUCCAGGCCAACUUCCUCCGCGAGGACCUCCCCUACUUCACCGAGCUCCUUGCCGAGGUGCUGUCGCAGACGCGGUAUACCACCCAUGAGUACCACGAGGAGGUCGUCAACGUCAUCCACCAGAAGCAGGCCAAGCUGGACGCCCCCGCCAUCGCCCUCGAUGCCGCGCACUCGGUUGCCUUCCACAACGGGCUCGGCGCCCCGCUCUACCCGACCCCCAGCACGCCCAUCGCCUCCUACCUAGACGAGAACUCCGUCGCUGCCUUUGCCGACGCUACCUUGACCAAGGGCACCAUCGCCGUGGUGGCCGACGGCGCCAGCGACACCGGUCUCUCGAAGUGGAUCGAACCCUUCUUCAAGGCCGUCCCCGCCCAGCCCUCGUCCGCUCUGCCCGCUGCUGCCUCCAAGUACUACGGUGGUGAGCAGCGUAUCGCCAAGACCAGCGGCAACUCGAUGGUCCUUGCCUUCCCCGGCGCUGCCCUUGGCGCCAACCAGCCCGAGACGGCCGUCCUCGUCGGUCUGCUCGGCGGCGAGUCCACCAUCAAGUGGUCGCCCGGCUUCUCACUUCUGUCCAACGCCGUUACUGCCGCCCCCGGCGCAACUGCCAACGCCACCAACUUCGCUUACUCUGAUGCCGGCCUUCUGACCAUCCAGAUCAACGGCUCGGCCACUGCGGUCCGCAAGGCCGCCGAGGAGUCGGUCAAGGCGCUCAGGAGCGUCGUUGAGGGCGGCGUGUCGCAGGAGAACCUAGUCAAGGCCAUUGCCAAGGCCAAGUUCAACCUGCUCUCGGGUACCGAGGUCAGCGGCACUGGCCUCGUGCACGCUGGUGCCAACCUGAUCCACGGCGGCCAGCCGCUACAGAUCGCCGAGACGAUCAAGGCUCUGGAGGGCGUGAACGCGGACAAGCUCAAGGCUGCGGCCAAGACACUAUUAGAGGGCAAGGCAUCAGUGGCGUCGGUUGGUGACCUGCACGUAUUGCCGUUCGCCGAGGAGCUUGGACUCAAGGUAUAAACGGGGAGUUGUAGAAAGGGGAAUGGGGGAACGGGGGAAUGGGAAAGAGGAAAAUGUACCAACAGUCCUCCGCCGUCAUAGACUCGCGGCUCGCCCACCACAUUGUGCAUAUAGUGAUUCUAGACCUAACUCACUUUCCUAUGUUCGUGACCAAGCGAGGAGCUUAAAAGGGGGAAGGGGUUGUUGGUAUGUCUGAAGCAUGGGUAGUGGUUGUGGAACUGCAUCAUGGAAAGCAUUUUGCCUGCUUA